GAGGGACACGGCGGCCCCGGGCCGUUGGAAACGGUUUCUGUUGCGUUCCAACGGUUGAGGACGGCCCGGAGGCCGUUUGUAACCAGAGGGGCGGCCUCCUCCCUUCCAGCUCCACGCCCCUCUUCCUCUGCAGAUAAAUGGAAUUUUGCUCUUUGAAAUGCCGUGAAAAAGACGACGAAGAAGAAAUCCUGCUCGCCAAUGUCGCUUCAUUAAGAAGUAGACUGAAGAAAACUGAAUUGAGUUUGCAGAAUGUGGGGCAAGAACUGAUCCGGACCAGUGCAAGUGAGCAUUCUGACGGUGACUUCAAUCAUAAUAGGUUUGAGAGACUGACCUUGGAGGAUCUUGUCCAGCCCAAUUAUUCUGGACUUGUCAAUUUCAAGAGUGUUGCUAAUAUGUCCCACGGCCGAAGCGACUGUCAGAGAAAGCUAAGAAACCAGUCAUACCGUGGAUUUGCCUUAGACACAAGUUUGGAUCAGGAAAGCCAAAGAUUCCGAGAGAAACUCAGUGACCUUCAGGAACAAAAUGCUACUUUGCUGGCCCAGAAUCGCACACUAAUGAACGAAGUAGAGUCUGUCCAUUUUGAACUGGCACAGUCAAAAGCAAGAAUUUGUUUUCUUGAAUCCGCUCGCUCACAAUCAUCCGGGGGUCCAAUCUUUGAAGAAAAAAUAAUAAAUUUGGAAGCAGAAAUCACAGCUCAAGAUAAAGUUUUGAGAGAUGCAGAAGAUAAAUUAGAGCAGAGCCAGAAAAUGGUAGUUGAAAAGGAACUCAGUUUACUGAAAGUGAAAAACGAAUUUAAGAUGUUGAAGAUGGACUUACUUGAACAAAGCAAUAAAGCGAAAAGAGUGGAACAGCAAAGGAAUGAAGCACUAAAUAAUGCUGAAGGACUCAGUAAAGCUUUCAGACAAUACAAAGAAAGAGUAGCUGAGAAACUGGAAAAGGUUCAAGCUGAAGAAGCAGCCUUAGAGAAAGGUCUAAUUAACUGUGAAAAAGAGAAAGAGGAACUACAGGAAAAAUGUGAUGCCUACAGAAAUGAACUUGAAACUUUGAAACAGAAAUUAAGGCAAUCAAAGGAAGAAAAUAUUAGUGGAAAAGAAAAAUUAAGGAAUUUGGGAAUGAAAAACUCAGAGGUCGUGUCUCAGCUGAUGGAGUCGAAACAAAAGAUUUUCAUACUAGAGUGUGAACUGAAGGACAAAGGGGAACUUUUUAGGCAAAAAUGUGACUUAAAGAAUGAAAACACAGAACUGAAAGCUCUUAUUGCAAGUCAGAAUGAGAGGCUGAAUAUGUGCCAGAAAGAAAUAGAAAAUUCAAGGCUAGAACUGAACAGUUUGGAGAUGAUUGUUUCUCAGUUGCCACUGAACCGAGAAGUGCUUACUUCUAAAUCGUGUGUCUGUAAGCGUCUUUUAGACAAUUCCUCUGCCAAAGAACAUGCCUGUGAUGCUUCCUGUGAGUCAAAUAAAUCAGUGAUAACAGACCUGAGAAUUAAACUUGCAAUGAAAGAAGCCGAAGUUCAAAAGUUGCGAGCUAGCCUGACUAUCAGUCAGGUAUCACAAAAUUUUUCUGUUGAUGAUUACCAGGAAAAUGAAGGACUAAUGGGGUUAGAAACAGAACCUGUGAAACUAAAUGGAAAUCAAGUAGAGAAAAGAUAUAUCCAAAAGUUGCAUAUUAUGAGCAAGCAGUUUGAAAGAGAGAGACAAAGAAUUGUUGCCGGGCUAGAAGAACUGCGUACUAAACUGACAAAAGCAGAAACCGAGAAUUCCGACUUAAAGGCAAACAUGGCCCGUAGAACCAGCCAAUUUCAAGUCAUACAAGAGGAACUGUUAGAAAAAGCUGCAAAUACUAGCAGAUUGGAGAGUGAAGUGACAAAGAAAUGUUCUCAACUGUUAACGUUAGAGAAGCAGCUGGAAGAAAAGACAGUUGCAUAUUCUUCUUCUGCCGCAAAAAAUAUUGAGCUGGAACAUGAGCUUGUGGAAAAGAAUGAAAAGAUAUACAGCUUGGAAUUAGAUUUCAAUGCGGAACAUGAAAAAAUGUGUUUAGCCUUUGAAAAGGCAAGGAUGGUACAUCUUGAACAACACAAAGAAAUGGAAAAGCAGAUUGAAUUACUUCAAGUGCAGCUGGAAAAAAAAGAUCAACAGUUUAAUGAACAAGAGAAGACCGUGACCAUUUUGCAACAAGAUAUUUUGUGUAAGCAGCAUCAUCUUGAAUCCUUGGACAGACUCUUGAUAGAGAGCAGAGGGGAAAUGGAAAAGCAAAAUAUCAAGAAAGAUGAAGCUUUAAAACUUUUGCAGAACCAAGUCUCUGAAGAAACAAUUAAAGUCAGACAAUUAAGUUCAGCGCUGGAUAUGUGCAAAGAUGAACUCGCUAUGCAUUUGAGUGAGUUAGAAGGCAAUAAGGAAAAAUUUGAGCAGCAGCUAAAGAAGAAAUCUGAAGAGGUGAAUGAUCUGCAGAAAGAAUUAACGUUAAGAAAUCACAGUCUUCAAGAGAUCAGUCAACAGAAUGUUAGUUUGCAGCAUACCCUUCAGCAGCAAGAGCAGAUGCUCCAAGAAGAGACAAUUAGGAAUGGAGAACUAGAAGACAGUCAAGCUAAUCUUGAAAAACAGGUAUCAAAAUUGGAACAACAGCUUCAGAAACAAAAAGAACAUUCAGCAGAAGAAUUAAGUCAGUUGGAGGAGAAGCUCCAAAUAGCCACACGUGAAACUGAUUUGAAGAGACAAAAAAUCACUGAGCUUACUAGCACUGUCAGGCAGAUAAAGUUGGAGAUGGAUCAGUGCAAGGUAGAACUGAUUGAAAUGGAAAAGGAAUUAGUACACCUAAGAAGAGAUGGAGAGAAUAAAGCAAGUCAACUAAACCACUUAGACAUGGUCUUAAAACAGACCCAAGGAGAGUUAAAAAAGAAAGCCCAAACUCUGAAUGAAUUGGAAAUGCUGCAGGAGCACACACAAGCUGAUCUGAAAAGUGCUCUGGAAAAACAAGAAAAACUGGAGGCUGAACUGCAAAACGCUCAUGUCGAAUUAAAAAACACUUUAAAACAGCUACAAGCACUGCGGGACAUGCUACAGAAUGCUCAGUUAUCUCUAGAGGAAAAGUGUACUACCAUAAAAGAUCUUAGAGCUGAACUUAGCGAAUGCAAAAUUGAAAUUGAGGAUAAAAAGCAGGAACUCCUUGAAAUGGACCAGGCACUGAAAGAGAGGAAUUGGGAACUCAAACAAAGAGCAGCACAAAUAACACAGCUGGACGUGGCUAUUCGUGAACAUAAGGGAGAAAUGGAACAAAAAAUCAUUAGGUUAGAGGGCACUUUGGAGAAAUCAGAGCUAGAAGUUAAUGAAUGCAACAAACAGAUAAGCAACUUGGAUGAAAAAUUACAAAGCACUAAAGAACAGCUUCAUGAAAAAGAGUUUGACGUGCUCCAGAAAGAUCAGGAAAUAAAUCAACUGAAGAAAGAAACCGAAAGAAAACAACACAGAAUAGUAGAAAUUGAAAGUAUUCUGAAAGAACAGGAGCAGAGCCUAGCAGACCAUUAUAAGGAAGCUCUAGAGUUAGGGCAGCAGGUGAGACUAGCUCGCGAACAGAUGCAACGUGCUCACGUGGAGCUAAUGGAGACCCGUCGGCAACAGAUUCAAGCCCAGAGAGAAGCAGAUAGGCUUGCAAACGAACUGGAAGAAGCUAGGCAUCUUUCUCGAGAAAAAGAAGCUCAGGCAAACCAUUUGGCUGAAGAACUGGGGGGUGCUCAAGCCCAUGGAGCUCAACUGGAAGCCAAAAUGCAAACAGAAAUGAAGAGACUGUUAGCAGACAUGGAGUCACUAAAAGAAGCAAGUCAGCUGGAGAUGCUUACACAUCAGGCUAAUCAUGCAAAGUGGAAAAUGUCUGUGGAGAGCCAGAAGUCUAGCAUUCAGGAACUCAGUGAACAGUUAGAGAUGGUGAAAAGGGAGCUGGAAGAGGCCCAAGGUACUGUGAGCAAUCUACAGAAACAACUCCAAGAAAGAAACGAUUUGGUUCAAGCUGCCAAUGAAGCGUUACUUGUAAAAGAAUCUGAAGUAACCAGAUUGCAAGCCCAGAUAUCUGGUCGUGAAAGAGCAGGCGGCAUUAAGCACUUUUCAGGCCCCGCUGUGUCUCCUCAGUUUCUCCAGGGAAAUCAAGAAGCAAGCUUCUCCAACCCUUCUCAAGCACCUUUUGACAAAUACCCGAAACUGCGCCGCUCCAUCAGCGAGAGUGACCUUAGCCUUCAGACUGGUGAUGACGACGAGCUUUCCGAAGAACUGCUUCGGGACUUAAAACAAGCGCUGAGGCACCAGCCUGCCACUCUAGAAGACGGUCAGAAGGAGACCGAGUACGCCCAGUCAGGCAGUUUGGAUGAAUCAUCAUUUGAUCCACUGACAUAUGAAGUGGACGAAGAUCGAGCUUCCGGAAGCAGUGACUUCAGUACCCUUAGCGGGAUGCUAAAAUACAUAAACAAAGAAAUGAGAAUGGCUGAAAAUUCUCUGGGGCAAACAUCCUCUGCGGUAAGUCAGGGAGAAAAUCUGUGACGAGAAGAUACUGGUCUGACGAGCAAAAGGAAUCGUUGGGACUAGUCGUUGGUUGAAAUGCCGAAUAUUGUAUAUAGUUCUUGGUUCAUAUUGAUUCGUUUUAUUUUUAUUAAAAUCAAUUUUGUAGAACUUUUUUUUAUCUUUCGAAGGGUUUUUUUUUAACAUUUAAUUAAAUUUCAGAGGAAAGUGAUUUAUUUGUAUAUAUUAGUUCCCUGUAAGUUUGUCUUGGACCUUGUCUUUUACAUAAAUCUGUAAUCGCUCUUUCAGGGUAUUUUAAUUAAAAGUAUAUGUUUUUCUAAAC
Ornithorhynchus anatinus (platypus) is the source of this 4821-nucleotide messenger RNA. It is a transcript of the gene CCDC18, whose product is annotated as coiled-coil domain containing 18. The transcript has 29 exons. NCBI's taxonomy places the organism in Eukaryota, Metazoa, Chordata, Mammalia, Monotremata, Ornithorhynchidae. The record is from RefSeq and is a predicted model, not a curated record. The coding region runs from base 138 to 4520 and encodes 1460 amino acids.